Chilo suppressalis (striped riceborer) is the source of this 477-nucleotide messenger RNA. Lineage: Eukaryota; Metazoa; Arthropoda; Insecta; Lepidoptera; Crambidae. The record is from the annotation of a GenBank genome assembly.
AUGGCAGCCGAAACUUACGGACACCGAUUUUACACCGAGAAAGACAUGUUCGCAUCUGAUGUGAUGAUGGAGUAUAAUACUGAGGAGUGUUACCUUGCCUGGCCGAGGUCUCCUGACUCGGGAAGGUCCAGUUUGGAGCCCACACCUUCCAUCGAUGGAAGCCUGAAUCAAGAUUCUCCGAACCACAUCGCGUAUCGAGGAUUGACGCAUGACAUUUUGGAGGACAGUGCUGAAGAUAACGAGAUCUUGGAAGGAUCUGGGAAGAGACGUGGUCGAGCUACUAGUGCAGCAGUGUUGAGGAGACGUCGCUUAGCAGCCAAUGCUCGGGAAAGAAGGCGGAUGCAGAAUCUCAAUAAAGCCUUUGACAGACUCCGGGGACACUUGCCGUCGCUGGGAGCCGAUCGCCAACUAUCCAAAUACGAAACUCUACAGAUGGCGCAAACUUAUAUAGCAGCUUUGUACGAGCUGCUACAGUAG